This is a messenger RNA of Moneuplotes crassus, 878 nucleotides long. Lineage: Eukaryota; Ciliophora; Spirotrichea; Euplotida; Euplotidae. The record is from the annotation of a GenBank genome assembly.
AUUUAUAUUGUGCUAAUAAAAUGAGUUAUUUUGAUCGUAGGAGCUUUCCGACUCGUGAUAAUUUCAGUAACGCUGAUAUUGAGGGAUCCCAACCCUUUUCGUAUAUCAGCAAGUUUCAGAGGAGAGACCCUCUGAGGGUAGAUGAUAUCCAGGGAGCUGCUCCACAAGGCAUCGUAGGCUAUACAGGGGCCACUAAAAAUAAGAUCAGAAGGAACUCCCCAGAGCUAGUGUAUGGUCCUACUAAAACUCAAGCCAAGGAUCAAUGGCUAGACCCUAGAAAAAUUCAGUAUAAAAAUAUUGUGUUUAACAGCUCUACCAUGAACUUUGGUAGAGAAGCUGAAGUUAUGAGGAAAAGUAAUAGCAAGUUCAGUCUUAAUAAGACUAGACUUGUAAGUAACUCAAUGGUGGAUUUUAAGCCUCAUGAAAUUUUGAAUCCUUCUCCGAAGAAGAUUCCUACUCUUGCACCUUCACAAACAUUUGAUAGAGUAAAUAUUAAUAAAUCUAUGGAUAAUGGUAAUGGCUCUAUGAAGAACAUGAAGCAAGUCAAGUUCAAGUCUCACUUAGCAACAACUGGAGGAAAUAUUAUGAAUGAAAGCACAAGUGGAUACAGAAAGACUCCUAUUAAGGCAACUAUUGGUGGUAUGGGAGGAAAACCUCAGUUUAGAGAGCCCCUUAUUGGGGCUCCACAGCCUUUCGGCCCAUCAAAGGCUGGUGGGAUCAGAGCUGGGUAUCAGAAUACGAAAUUCAUUUUGCCAGAUGACAAGUUCAAGCUUAUGAACCGUAAGCAAAGACAUAUGAGCAGUCUCGGACAACAUUUGAGCCAUCCUGAGAGUGUAAACCGGAGCUAUUUAUAAAAAUGAAAUGUUUCAAUCUUCUAA